This is a messenger RNA of Punica granatum (pomegranate), 1514 nucleotides long. Lineage: Eukaryota; Viridiplantae; Streptophyta; Magnoliopsida; Myrtales; Lythraceae. The record is from RefSeq and is a predicted model, not a curated record.
AAGCCGAAAGCUCCAUUUCUACACCUUUCUUUCUCUCUCUACCCCCUCUCUCUCUCUCUAUCUACCUGUCUCUCUGUGUCUGACUGCCUCCGGAGCUCCCUAAUUAAUGGGUUUGAUUUGAAAUGCUCACUCCCAAGAGCUACAAGACGACACCCUCCACUGAAAAUUCUACACAUCACUCCAUGAUAGCCACCUUCCUCGAUCAAUCAGCAGUGCCGCAGUCCCAAUUCCACCCCCAAGUUUCAACCUUUCCGGCCCUAUAUAUGCCCUCCCCUGCCGACCCAACUGCUUAAUCAUUGCCCUUGAUCACCUCCGCACCGGAAAGCAUGGAUCUUGAUGAGUGGGAGCUGCUCCCGAUCGAUGGGUUCCUCGAUUUCGGGGAGGACUGCGAGAAGAAGGACUUGCUGGGCAAGAGGAGGGCUGCUGACUCCACCACGACUUUGUUCGACGUGGACUUGGACUACUUCCGAUGCCCUUCGCCUCGGUCGAAGCUCUCCCCGCAGAGCCAGCUCGUCCCGGUGAGGAUUCAGCUCGAUCCGCCGCUUGUUGAGAACGGCCCGUGUGAAGCGAGGGAAGCGGGGGAGAAGAACAGAGCAGCGAGCGUGGAGGAGGGGGAUGCUGCUCCUGAUCAGGACGCGGUGUCCCAGGUUUUCUUCAAGAAAAUGAAGGAAAACGAAUUUGUCGACAUGAAGAUACUCGAGUCCCCGCGUUCGGGUUCGAGGCCGAUCUCACCCCCGAUCGAGAACUUCCAUUUCGAGGACGUACCCGAGACUCUGGAGAGCUCCUGCUCCCCGAGGAAGGUGCCCGAGGGGAACUGCGACAUCGACCGCGAGGUCGUCGGUGAGGAAGUGAGCAGAGGAGGACUGAAUAUAUGGAAGUGGAGCUUGACCGGGAUCGGGGCCCUCUGCUCCUUCGGGGUGGCGGCUGCCACCAUCUGCACUAUUAUCAUCAUCGGCAGCCACCAGAGGAACAAGCAGAAGAUCAGGUUCCAGAUCUAUACCGACGACAAGAGGAUCAAGGAGGUGGUUCGUCAUGCAACAAAACUGAAUGAAGCAAUCUCAGCAGCAAAAGGUGUUCCCCUGACUAGAGCAAACAUCACCUUAGGUGGCUACUACGAGGGUCUUUGAAUCAAAACAAAACCUGCUGGAAUGAAGUAGCUCGAUCGAGCCUGCGGAGAUUCCUGAGUCGACUCGGGGUCCACUGGACAUGGUGGGUUUGGCCGGAGGAUUAUUAUUCCUAUCCUAAAAUCCGAUUCGUAUAGGAUCGUGAAUCUGAAGAAAACGUUAUAUCGUUGGGGUCCAUAAUGUAUAUGCAUCCGCAGAUGCCGGAGCUUUACUAGUUUAUGGUUUUCAGGAUUCUUCUCAGUUGUCUAAUGGAUAUACGUCUUAGCGACUUGAUAUUCUAUUAGUUUGGGAUUGUGUCGUUUGCUUCCCUUUUCUCCUUCCCACUUACUAAUCACUCACUAAUUGUAUUUUAUUUUCGAUAGCCAGACACGCGGCUAUUAUUUUGGGGUC